AUUUUUCAUUUCUAGAUAAAUUUUUUUCCGGAAUUAAUUAAUUAAUUAAUUAAUUAAUUAUUAAAAUAAUAAUUUGUUUAUUGAGUAGGAAUUUUCGUAUUGUUGCAAUUUCUAUGAUUAGAUGUAAAAGUUCAUUUUAUAUUACAUGAUUACAUUCUUAAAUUGUAGUCGUUGACGUUUCAUUCAGCUCUAGCUGUGUUUGAAAGUAAUUUUGCAUAAUAUCGCGAAGAGCCACCCCUCUUCAUAGAUUAAUUUGAUUAGAAAAAUGUCACGAUCCAAAAUUGUCAGUGUUAUUAAAGAACCAAAUAAACCACUGGGGUUGACUGUGGAACAGGACGAAAAUGGCAAUUUGAUUGUGGCCCGAAUAUUGGCUGGGAGUGUAAUAGAAGAAGCCAAGGUUUUACAUCCUGGUGAUGUAAUCCUCGAAGUGAAUGAAGUUGAUGUAAUAACUCCUGAAGAUUUGAUGCACGAGGUGUCCCAAAGCAAGAGUACCAUAAAGUUUAGAAUUGCUCCAACUGGUGAAGCUGAUCACGGAUUUAAACCUCAAAAAUGCCACGUUAGAGCUCUAUUUCAUUACAAUCCUGCCGAAGACUCGUUAAUACCAUGCCCGGAAUUAGGACUGGAAUUCAAAAGCGGAGAUAUUUUACAAAUUGUGGAUCAAACAGAUCCUAUUUGGUGGCAAGCUAGGAAGGUCGAUGAUGAUAGUGGUCGUAUUGGAUUAAUCCCCUCUCCCGAUCUCGAAGAAAGACGAAAGGCGUAUGUCCCUCCGGAGGCCGACUAUGUUCAUAAAAUUGGCAUUUGUGGUACAAGAAUUGCUCGAAGAAAAAAGAAGAAAAUGUAUCAAUCCAAGUGGAAUGUCGAGUUUGAUAAAGCUGAGUUACUCCUGUACGAGGAAGUCACUAGAAUGCCUCCUUUUAAAAGACGCACUUUAGCUCUUGUUGGGCCAUCUGGUGUUGGACGUCGUACGUUGAAAGGCCGUUUAAUUAAUAGCGAUCCGAACAGAUUCGCUGGAGUUAUCCCAAUUACAUCGCGUCCUCCUCGUGAAUUGGAAGAAAAUGGUAAAAAUUAUUGGUUCAUUGAUCGCGAGGACAUGGAAAACAAAAUCAGGCAGCAUAAAUUCUUGGAAUAUGGAGAACACAACGGUAAUUUAUACGGCACCGGUUUAGAUUCUAUCAGAAACGUUAUCAAUGAAGGAAAAAUGUGUGUUUUGGAUUGUAGUCCUCCUGCUCUAAAAAUACUCCAUAAUUCGGCCGAAUUUAUGCCAUAUGUCAUUUUUAUCGCUUCUCCUGGAAUGGAUGAGCUGAAAAAUUUGUACGAUUAUGGACGUUACAACGGUUAUUCGACCAGAACCUUGACGUUUGAUAGACAGAGUUCAAUCAGAUAUAGUUCUCGUCGUGCUCGUACUUUGGAAUCGUUAGCUUCUUUGUAUCAGGAAGAGGAUCUGAAAAACACUCUAGAAGAGAGUAGCUGUUUGCAAAGGACUUACGAAAAGUAUAUCGAUAUGGUUAUCGUGAAUGAAGAUUUCGACGAAACAUUUCGUAAAGUGAACGAAGUAGUUAAUGGCUUGGCAAAUCAACAUCAAUGGGUACCAGUGAACUGGGUGUUUUAAUUGAUGCGGUGUCAAUGCAUUGCAGCUAAUUGCACUAUCGACUGAAUAUAUUAAGUAUAUUCUACAUGUAGCAGUAUUUGUGAUAAUUAUCACCUUUCGAUUGAGGUUAGUUAUUAUCUCGAGAGUUUUUUUUUUUUUUUACAAAUAAUUCCCCCCCCCCCUCAUUUUUAUAGAUAUGUACUUGGAGUAUUCAGCUUAUAACUGCCUGUCGAAUCUUGUUUUUUGAAAUCUAGUAUUGAAUAUUAAUUUAUUUUUUCAAUUAGAUAUAUGUACGAGUAUUACAAGAAAUAUCGGUGACCGUUAUCGAUGCAAUAUUAUUUAAAAUUUGAAUUCAAUUUGAGGAAAACAUUUUCCUGUAUGAAAUGAAAAAAUUAUUAGGUAAUUUAUUCAGCAAAUCUCUUUAUCACCAAUUCUGCCCCGUUUUUUAAAAAUCUGUGAUAAUGUUUGCCAUUUUGUUUUCCAAUGUUGAAUUUUUUAAAAUUCAAGCUUUCAAUUUUUCAGCAUUACAAGAAACGCUUUUAUGUUGGAAAUGAUCUUUUGUGUUUCAAAAAGUAUUGAGAAUUUACAUUUUUUACUGUUACGAACGUAUUACCUUCGUAAAUUUAUAGUGGAGAAUUGUUAUUCUUUAUAUUGCUAUCUUGUGUAUGACUUCUAUUUUUAUUAUUCCGUCCAUAUUAAUUAAGAUUUAUGAAAAUUUAAUGAGCACAUUUCACCUAUUUAUGAAAUCUCAUUUAUUAAAUGCAAUUUAUUCGUAACUAUUCAUAUUUUUUUUUAAAUAUCGAGUACAACAUGCAUAAUGUAUUUUCAAUUUACGAUUACUUCAUUUCUUGGCGACUUUCGGAAAUUUCUAUUCAACUUUUUCGUUAUUUUGAUGAAUAGGUAGAUAUUGUUACUAAAUCUCUAAUUCAUGAAUCAUGAUCAAUUCUUUCUGAAAUAUUAUUGAAUUUGUUAAAUAUUCUUUUUUCCAAAUUUCGAAUCAAAGUAAAAAGUUACUCGAUUAACUAAUUGAAUGAACUUUCCAAAUCGUAAUGCAUCCAAAGAAGCAUGAAAAUACCUAUUUAUGUACAUAGGUAUCUAUUCCAUUCAGAAAACAUUACCAAAUUCGUUUUGCGAUUUUACCGUGCGUUUUAAUAAUAUGAAGUAAGAUAGGUAGAUGAGAUGCAUUAGUGCAUUGAUGUGAGAUUUUCCAACACGCAGUUUUCGUUCUACAAGCGAUAACAUUGAUGUACGACUGUAGCGUAGCCUUUUAUUGUUGUUCUCAAAGCUAUACGAUGAGACAAGAUAGAAAUUUCGUUCAGUUUUUUUCGUGAUCAAUCUUUGUUGCUCUUGUUACGUUUUUACGAAAUGAAGUGUAUCAUUGUUGCUUGAACGUUGACGGUUGCUAGUAGUCCAGUAAGAAUCGUACCUAUGUGAUUCGUUGUACUUCUUCGUGAUUAUCGAUUGUUUUGAAGCAUAUUGCAAAACCGUGUGAAAAUUGUCACCAUGUCGAAUAAAUAUCAUAAUAGGGUGAAGAUACCCCGAGUUAGACAGACCAGUUCGCAGGAAAAUUCUCGCCGGCGGCAGAGAAGUGCUAAUAGAAGAUGCAAUCCGUUUUCCACUUUUAUCGCGGCUCCUCUCGUCAAAUGGAGAACUGAAAAAAUUGAUCGCAUGAAGCUUGUUCGUGGAGGAAACGGAGCAUGGUUUUUCAUCGCUGUGCUCCUUGCCUACUGGUUGUUCGACGAUUUGAAAUUUAACCUCUUCACAUCGGUUAGUUCGGUAUCGGGUGAGUUUUUUUUCCUGAAUGUCGGCCGUAAUAGUGUUGAUGAAAACGAAAUCUCAUCUGUCUCCAAGCAUCAACUUCAUGCGUUUACUGAGAAUCACGUACAAAUUUUCGUACAAGUUUUACAUUCGAUUAUCCAGGAUGAAGGUUGUCGCAAAGGCCUAAAGCAGAAGUACAAUAUAGCCGCUGAUUACCACGAAGGUCGUCCAGUCAUUAAAGAUGAUAUUAUUUUCAACGAUUUAAUUCGUACACGCGGUUUCGAGCCGCAGGAUGCUCAACAGUUGAUCGAAAUGUCUAGAAUAUUGUUCUCGAAGUCUGAUCGCGGAGUAGUUAGAACUCACAGCAAAAAAGGCUUUAUUUACUUAAACGAUUCAUUAUUAGAAUAUUGUGGCUAUAAAAAAAUGUAUUUUAAGGAUCUCGGAAUAUUUAUCGCAACUAUUUUAGUAAUUCAUACGGUAUUCGUAGUUUUUUUGUUACUUGUUAGAGUGGUGAUACGAAAAUGUCCGCAAUGUGUGAAUUGCAUAGAGCGUAAUUCUGCCGAGCUUGAUUCACUUUGCUGCUGUAAUACUGGACCUACAGAAGUUUAAUUUAAUUUUUUGACGUUUCAUUCGACUGCAUUAUUUUUUGAUGAUACUUUGCAUAAGUAUAUAUUAUGCCUUAGCGAUCAUGUAGUAAAUUAUUUUCGUCUGUUUGUCUUUUAACGCCUUUAAUUUCUUAUUUAUUGCGCAUUUGCUCGCCUCGAUUUUGCUUUUAACUUAUUUUAUUUAUUAUUUAUUUAUGUACUGACGUAUUUUACUUUUAUUUUAAGCCCACGAAUUAGAAUUAGGCUAUAAUUAAAUGCGAGACAUUUACUUUUUUCAGAAUCAGAGUAGAUAUAGGUAAUUGAGAUGUUUUUGACAAAGUACUUGUUGACUAUGAAUGAUUUUCAUCUCGUUUUAUAUACCUAUAGUUACAAGUUGACAUGUGUACACGUGAAUGUAUCUUCGUUGAAUUAAAAUGAUUGCUGAAUAUUA
Molecule: messenger RNA, 4381 nt
Organism: Planococcus citri (citrus mealybug)
Lineage: Eukaryota; Metazoa; Arthropoda; Insecta; Hemiptera; Pseudococcidae
Product: protein PALS2-like
Exons: 11
Coding region: 266-1609 (447 amino acids)
Cellular component (GO): plasma membrane; cell-cell junction
Molecular function (GO): protein binding
Source: RefSeq, a predicted model, not a curated record